This is a messenger RNA of Electrophorus electricus (electric eel), 554 nucleotides long. It is a transcript of the gene dnajc19, whose product is annotated as DnaJ (Hsp40) homolog, subfamily C, member 19. Gene Ontology annotation, cellular component: PAM complex, Tim23 associated import motor. NCBI's taxonomy places the organism in Eukaryota, Metazoa, Chordata, Actinopteri, Gymnotiformes, Gymnotidae. Gene Ontology annotation, molecular function: ATPase activator activity. The record is from RefSeq and is a predicted model, not a curated record. Gene Ontology annotation, biological process: protein import into mitochondrial matrix.
CACGGUGACACAAAGGUUAAAAGUCACCAAAACAAGAACACGAGACUUGCAGUGACAAGUCAGUGAUUCGUAAUCAAAGAUAUGUUUAUGAACAUAAAUUGCAAAGGAUCUUAGCAGGAAAAAGAAAAAUGGCAAGCACCAUAGUGGCCGUGGGCCUUACCCUGGCGGCAGCAGGAUUCGCAGGUCGCUAUGCGAUGCAAGCCAUGAAGCAAAUGGAGCCUCAAGUGAAACAGGCUCUCCAGGCUUUUCCUAAAUCUACUUUUGGAAGUGGCUAUUACAGAGGAGGCUUUGAUCCCAAGAUGACCAAGAGAGAGGCUUCUCUUAUUCUUGGAGUCAGUCCCACUGCCAAUAAAAACAAGAUAAGAGAAGCACACAGAAAACUUAUGAUUUUAAAUCAUCCUGAUCGAGGUGGAUCUCCCUAUCUUGCUGCAAAAAUCAACGAAGCUAAAGAUUUACUUGAUGGACAAGCCAAGAAGUAGUUUAUUACAAAUACUGAUUGAGCCCUGACCAAUUCACUUUCUUCUGUAAACAUUAAAAUCUUGUCAUACAUUUAA